Platichthys flesus (European flounder) is the source of this 3224-nucleotide messenger RNA. RefSeq names its product skin secretory protein xP2-like. The transcript is spliced from 4 exons. The record is from RefSeq and is a predicted model, not a curated record. NCBI's taxonomy places the organism in Eukaryota, Metazoa, Chordata, Actinopteri, Pleuronectiformes, Pleuronectidae. Bases 257 to 2038 code for a protein of 593 amino acids.
GAACGUUCAGCUGGAGUUGCCUGUGCUGCUCUAUAUGCUCACAACAGAUCCUUUUCUGGGGCCAGAGGGCAGGAGGCCAUGCGCAAACACACAGACAGAGAGAUAAUGGUGCCCAGUUACUCUUAGAAACUAAAGAGAGAUUCACUGUCCAUGUUUUUAUUGCUUGGAAGUCUUUGUUUAAAGAGAGCACUAGGACUUGUGUUGGCUCCUCAAUAGCUUCCAGGUUCUUGGAUCACCUCAAUCCUUAUUGUCAAACAUGGGGUGCUCCUCAUCCAGUGCACAGACUGUGGAUCAAGAGAAAAGACCAGGUACAAAGCCAGAGGAGAGCAAUGGAGACACAGCAGGAGUCAGAAAUGGUAUCAUUGCAGAAGAUGCACAAACCAUCAAGGACCAGAUGCAGCUGCCUGUGCAGACUGCCUUACCAGAUGAUCUUCAACCAGGAACUGAUGAUGAGGCAGAGGCUGUGUUAGUGGCCCUGGAGGCCCAGGAGGAUCUUGGCUCUGGAGAGGACCUUCUAGCUGCUAUGGAUCCACAGCCAGAACCUGCUGCUCCUGAAGAGCCAGCUCUAGAGGCUCCAGCUGCUGGUCCAGCAGAAGUCUCCCCUAAAGCUGAGACUGCUGUUGUGGCAUUGGAGGCAUUAACCCCAGGGGAUGAAGCUUAUCCUGUAGAAACUGUAGUGACUGAGGCCACACCUGAGGUCAGAGAGGAGUCUCCCAAAGUUGAUUAUGUUGUACUGGAGCAGGCAGAGGCCCCUGCAUUUGUUGAGGAGGUUUCUGUUGUGCCGGCUGAGGCCUCCCCUGAACCCUCUACCCCUGCUAUUGAACCUGUAUCUGAGCCAGCAGAGGCCCUAGUGGUGUUGGAGGAGGCAGCAACUGAGGUUGCUGAGGCUCCUGCAGAAGAGUUUUCUCCUGUGGAGGCAGAGGCUCCACCUGACAAUGCAGGAGCAGUGUCUCCUGUAGCAACACCAACUGAAUCCUCAGAUGAAAGUUCAGCACCAGCACCAACUGAGGCUGCAGCACCAAGUGAAACUUUCGAACCUGCUGUGGCUUCAGCCCCAACUGAUGCUGCAGCCCCAGGCGAAGCUGUAGAACCAGCUGAGACUGCAGCACCAGCCCCAACUGAGGCUGAAGCACAAGGCGAAGCUGUAGAACCAGCUGAGGCUGCAGCACCAGCCCCAACUGAGGCUGCAGCACCAGGCAAAGCUGUAGAACCAGCUGAGGCUGCAGCCACAGCCCCAACUGAGGCUGCAGCACCAGGCGAAGCUGUAGAACCAGCUGAGGCUGCAGCGCCAGCACCAAAUGAGGCUGCAGCACCAGCACCAAAUGAGGCUGCAGCACCAGCACCAAAUGAGGCUGCAGCACCAGCACCAACUGAGGCUGCAGCACCAGCAUUAACUGAGGCUGCAGCACCAACUGAGGCUGCAGCAUCAGCUGAGGCUGCAGCACCAGCACCAACUGAGGCUGCAGCACCAGCACCAACUGAGGCUCCAGUACCAGCCCCAACUGAGGCUGCAGCACCAGCUGAGGCUACAGUACCAGCCCCAACUGAGACUGCAACACCAGCACCAACUGAGGCUACAGCACCAGCACCAACUGAGGCUGCAGCACCAAUACCAACAGAGGCCCCAGUACCAGCACCAACUGAGGCUGUUGAACCAGCACCAACUGAGGCUGCAACCCCAGGCGAAGUUGUGGAACCAACUGAGGCUUCAGCACCAAGUGGAUCUUCAGCUCCUGUAGAGGCUGCAGAGCCUGUAAUAGACACUGAGAUUGCUGCGGCUACUAUUCCAGAGAUGCUUGCAUUAUCUCCUGUCACAGAUAAAGCAAGCACUGGGACUCAGCCAGCUGAUACUGCCCCACCAGCCAUUUCAAAGCUGCCCGCAGAAGUAGCCCCUGAAGCUUUACCAGCAACUGUGACCUCUGAGUGCAAGGUGGACAACGCAACUGUAGCCCCUGUGGCUGACCCAGCCCCUGAAGCAGAAUUAUCAGUGGUGUCUGAAACAGGAGCUACAGAGAGCAAGAUAACCAAAGAAGGUUGAGUUGGUGGCCGAAAUCAACCAAAUAAUGAAAACUCCCUAUAACCUACAAAUUCAAUGUGAACUGGAAGGAAAGAAAGACAAAGCGACCAAACAAACACUACAUUUACAGGAUUGUCUCUUUAGCUCUAACCAAACCAAACUACACCAGAUACAGUAAUAUGAAAUGUGCCUUAAUAACUUGUCUUAUAGGAAAAGAUCAGGAUUUUUCCUACCUUUUGUAAAUAAUAAACCUUCAUGGUGAGUUUUCUUAUUGAGACCGGAAGUGCCAUGAGCCAAGUGUGGGAUUAUGUAUGCAAAUAAUCACAGGUAAAAUGACAGGACGGUGCAAUACAGUGGAGCUAAAGCGAACUCUGCUUUAGCUAAAGCGGCUGUCGAGAAUGAUCAUUAGAUAAUUUAAAGUAAAGCUUCUGAGGAAUACAAGCCAAACACAACUGUGAAUAAAAUUGUGCAAAGAGAUUGAGGUAACACCAAAGUGUCAUGAUUUUAAAAUUACCACAUUUUCACAGAUUGAAUUUGUACUGUUUCUGAAAUGUAUGAUCUGCCCCUUGUACUCAAUUUUAAUUUCUGCCUUUCUAAUGAUAAUAAUUUGAUUAAUAGAAAUGUCAGUGCUAAGUGUUGAGUGUACAAAGUAAUAAAGCUAAGCACUGGAGUCAAAUCCAUGCAUUCUUAAAAAAUCGAUAAUUUUUUAGUUUACAUUGAGAAAGCUUGAAUAAAUGCGUUUUGUAAGGGAAUACAAAUACACACAUGGAAGUUGUUGAGUAUGUAGAUAAUCCAGGUAUUAAUAUAACGUCUUGCCAUGUGUGCAGCUGCACUAUACCUGACAGACAUUCAUACAAUUAUCUCCCAGAAAAAUAAGGGCAUUUCCAAAAUUUAAAAAUGUCUCGAGGCCUGGCAACUCUGGUGUACGGUUUUUGCUCUGAUUUAUUUUUUCCUCUAGGUGAAUGUGUACCAAAGUAAGAAAUCACUUAGUGGACAUUGUAUCCAAACCCUGCACACUGUGUUGAUCAAGGUCUUCGGAAAUUAUUUAAAUUGCACAAGAUGUGUCAAGAACUCUAUUGUAACAAAAAUGUCUGUUAAGAUGUCGGAUAUCUUCAUCUGUAUCUUCCUCUGUUAUGUAUUCCUUCUCUGAGCAGUCUGUGAUUCUGCUAACCUCUUAGUGUACAGAAUAAAGUUUUACUUACUAAUA